CUAAACACACGGCAGCAGCUAAGGUAUUGUACCUGACCUUCCUACCUACCUACCUACCUACCUACAUACCUAUCUACCUAGGGCCGCCUAAUAAAAUUGGAUUGGGUAUCGCUGUUGCUGUUGCUGUUGUUGUGGCGUAUUAUAGUUACCGCAAGAGUUGUUGGCACCAUUCGUUUAGGACACAACAUCUUACGUGACCUCCAAAGCCCUGAGCUUUCCUAGCCCAGCGUUGCAACACAUAUUAUUCCAAUUAUAGACGUAUCUAUCUGGCUGUUGUAUGCUUCGUGUCAUUGACCCGUAGGGAGAGCAGCACUUAUUAUUAGGCCGAAACUUGGAUGCAUCACCGAUUGAAGCCUGAAAAAGAAUUUAUGUUUUUUUUUUUUUUUGCUGAAUUGUUUAAUAUCGUUUUAUUAGAACCAACCAAGACUUUUUUUUUUUUUUUAUAUCUGAAGCUUCGUCGGCGCCCAGAGCUUCAUUGUUACGUCAGAGACAGAGCCUCAUUAACCGCUUUUAUAUCUACCUGACAGGCACAUCAAUAUCUUGCUAUUUUAUUCCGUGCUAGAGUUGAAUUAAGACAGAAGGCCGGAACUAAGGAGAUACUUUAUUUAUUUUUUUCUCUUUUCUUUUCUUUUCAUUCCGCAGUCGGUGAACAGGAACAGGAACAGAGAUGGAGGAAGCACAGUACAGCACCCCGGACCUAAUAGUCGAAGACUAUCCAGUCCAAGACUACGCCGUUCAAGACUACGCGGUCCAAGACUACGCAGUCCAAGAUGCGCCUCAAGACGCGGUGCAAGACGACACGGCAGUGGAAGACGAUGCGUUGACGGUAGAAGACAUCGACCAGCGGCCAUACUCCAGUCCCUACGCCGGCCCCCACGCCGUCUUAUACUUCAAAGACGGGCCGCCUCUCAGCAUCCCCACGGCCCUGAUCGACCGGCACCCGCGAUUCAGCGCGCACUACGAGUCGGGGUACUCGCUGCGCCUCGACCACAUCCCGGGGGACCCGGGCCACGUGCUGGUGCACUACAUCUUCACGGGGACCUACCAGUGCCUGCAGCCGCGGGGGGCCUCGGCCAACGAGAAGCGGGUGGCCGAGUUCUCCACCAGCGUCCGCGUGUACACGCUCGCGCGCGAGUACGACCUGCCGCUGCUGGAGCAGCUGGCCAAGGGCGAGAUCGAGCGGCUGGGCGCCGCCCUCGAGCUGACGCAGCUGUUCGACGUGCUGACGGAGGUGCACCCCAAGCCGAGGGCCGACGACGUCUGGCUGCACGGCUACAUCAAGGCUCGGGUUGCGCCGAUCAUCGAGAGCCCGCCCGCAUCCCUGAGGAUCGAUUCCUCGGAAGGCGUGGGAGGCUCCGGCAAGAAGCUGUCGGCCAUCAGUUUCCUGCUCAGGGCGAUGGUGGAAUUGUGCAGGGAGAGGGGGGGUAGUGGUAAUGGUAAUGGUAAUGGUCAUGGUGGUGGUGACAAGAACGAGAACGAGAACGAGAAUGAAAAUGACAACGACAACGAGAACGAGAAAGACGGCGGCUCCGUCAUCACAGCAGCAGCUAAGACGGAGCCAGAGCGCGCGGGCACACAAACCCCUUCGCCCGAAUCCGAGUCGCAGGGAAUUGCCGGCAUCGUGAAGAAGGCCAAGAAGAACGCGAAGGAGCGGAGGAGGGAGCGAAGGAAGGAGAAGAGGAAGUUGGAGGAGAAUUCAGAGAAGCCAGACGGCACUACCACUACUACUACUACUACUACUACCGCUGCCACUACUCCCCAGGCAGGACUGCCGACGGCGACUAUUGACGCAGCGUCCGCUACCCCUCUGCCGAUCGAAAGUCAAUCAGUGGUAGCAGCCGCCCCAUCAGACGAGAAGACGGAACCAGCACCAGCACCAGCACCAGCACCAGCAGCCCACCAUGACGAAAAGCAGCAGAAGGAGCGGUUCUGGUCGUUCAACAGGAGCACCAACGGAUCCCAGCACAGCAGCCACCACAACGGCAACCACAACGGCAACAACAACAACUCCUCCCACCACUCCGGGAACGGCUUCAAGCCCUCGUUGUUCGGCAGCGUCAACUCGCGCCGCAGCCUGUUUGGCAGCUCGACGGACUCGUACGCCGCUCGCUCUGGCACGUGGAGCUGAAGACUACUGCUGCUCCAAUCGGCAAGUCGUCGAGUAACUCUGGUUGGACGCAAAAAGGGAAAGGAAGACUUCCAAGGUUGAUGCCGCUCUGAUGACUAGGUACUAAGGUAGGUAGGUUCGCCUUGCCUACCUACAUACCUACAUAACCUAGUGUUUACUAGGCAGCUCCAUGUGUCAAGUCGUAUCGUGUCGUAUCGUAUCGUAUCGUAUCAUAUAUACAUACGUACAUAUAUUUUUUCAUGUACCAUAACGCAUAAAGGAUGGCGGUGGUUCUGGUUUCCAAAAAAAGAAAAAAAAGCAUCCAUAGCAUUUUUGUUUUUUUUCCCAAAUACGUAUUAGGUAUCUAAUAUAAUAUUAACU
This is a messenger RNA of Hypoxylon fragiforme, 2488 nucleotides long. RefSeq lists its product as uncharacterized. The transcript is spliced from 2 exons. NCBI's taxonomy places the organism in Eukaryota, Fungi, Ascomycota, Sordariomycetes, Xylariales, Hypoxylaceae. The record is from RefSeq and is a predicted model, not a curated record. Bases 668 to 2128 code for a protein of 486 amino acids.